AUGCGGCAGCGCAGAAGACGAGUGGGGCCCGCGGUGCACCACUACCACUCGCACGGGGGCGACGGCGCGGCGGAGGACCUGAGCAAGCUGGGGCGCAGCGCGUCCAUGGCGGUGCUGGACUGCGGGGGCGGCGACGGCGGCGUGGGCGCGUCGUCCACCUCGUCGCUGGACCCGUCGGCCAAGUUCCGCCGCCACGACGCCUCCACGCCCGGCUGCGGCGGCGCCGGCGGCGACCCCGUGCGCAUCCCCAUCUGGCUGUGCCUGCUCAUCGUCGUGCUGUACAUCUGCGGCGGCGCGCUGCUCUUCCACCGGCUGGAGAACUGGACGUUCCUGGAGGGCUCCUACUUCUGCUUCACCAGCCUCGGCACCAUCGGCUUCGGAGACCUCAUCCCCGGGCUGGCGCACAACGCCGCGCUGCCCGCGCCCGCCGCCGCCGUCGCCGAGCACCUCUCCGUCUUCGCCUCGUCCGCCUACAUCCUGCUGGGCAUGGCGCUCAUCGCCAUGUGCUUCAACCUGGUAUUGCAAUGA
Molecule: messenger RNA, 528 nt
Organism: Gryllus bimaculatus (two-spotted cricket)
Lineage: Eukaryota; Metazoa; Arthropoda; Insecta; Orthoptera; Gryllidae
Source: the annotation of a GenBank genome assembly